ACAGGGUGUUGUUUGACGUCAUUGAGGUGCGACGGCGCUGCAGCAGUGGAAUGAUGCAGGAGGGAAAGAAAAGAGAGAAAGAGAAGAAACGGGGACACAGUGACCGAGAGCACAGUGAUGGAGAGAUGAAGAGGAGGAGCACUGGACGCAGCUCGGAGGAGCCCGAGGUUCCUCAGGAGCUCUGUGAUCUGGAGGAGGGUGGACUGGACCUGAACAAGGUCUUCAGACCCAUCAGUGCCUACAUGCAGGACCGCGAGGAGAUGCUGGAGCAGUGCUUUCAUGUGCUGGGAGAGAAUAAACUCCUGAAGAUGCUUCCCGAUCAACUCAAGGACUGUUCGUUCAGUGAGAUUAAGAAGCUGUGCUGGGAUCAGCUGCAGCAGCUCUCUGAGGUUCAUCUUCUGGAGAUUCUGGAGGGUAAAGAGUUAUCAGUCGCACCUGAAGAGAAGAACUUUACUGACAGUCAGCAGGACAGUAACGUGGACUCCACUUCGUCUCUGAGAGAAGAUCCUGAAACAGAAGAAAAGCAAGGCGCAGGUUCUGGAGAAGACAGUGACGUUCUCAGCAUCAACGCAGAGAUUGAUGACAGUGACAUUGAGGGUCAUAAAGUGGUGAAAGCUGAAGAAUCGGCGAGAGAUGAAGCUCUGGCUCCCAGCGCCGAGCCCAAAGUGGAGCUUCAGCAGGACAUCGACAGAAGCGUGAGUGAAAUUCUGGCUCCGACGUCUGGCUCUGAGCCCGAAGAUCUGAGGGAAGCGUCACCGGAAAAACCAUCAGCUGAAGAAAGGGCUCCAGCAGCUGCAGUGAAGCAGCCGUCGACUCAGCAGCUGGAGUUACUGGAGCUGGAGAUGAGAGCCAGAGCCAUCAAAGCACUCAUGAAAGCCAGCGAGACCCACAAACACACUCACUGCUGACACAGACACACACUCACUGCUGACACACAAACACACUCACUGCUGAGACACAAACACACUCACUGCUGACACUCAGCCUCAAAGUGUGAUAAAUACCUUUUAUUAUUUGAUCACACUAAAUAACAGCAUAGAUGAUUAUUUGCAGAUGCAAAUGACUUCACCUUAAGUAACCUUACAUAUUUUCUAUCAGGUUUGAUCAGAAAACUCAUCAAAAUAGCCAUCCAUCCACCUCAAAGACAAUGUUAUUUUGUGAGAAAAUUAAUAAAAAAAGUUAACUCUUA
This is a messenger RNA of Cyprinus carpio (common carp), 1189 nucleotides long. RefSeq names its product caspase activity and apoptosis inhibitor 1. NCBI's taxonomy places the organism in Eukaryota, Metazoa, Chordata, Actinopteri, Cypriniformes, Cyprinidae. The record is from RefSeq and is a predicted model, not a curated record.